This is a messenger RNA of Scophthalmus maximus (turbot), 2121 nucleotides long. RefSeq names its product major facilitator superfamily domain containing 5 (gene slc61a1). The coding region runs from base 215 to 1660 and encodes 481 amino acids. NCBI's taxonomy places the organism in Eukaryota, Metazoa, Chordata, Actinopteri, Pleuronectiformes, Scophthalmidae. Gene Ontology annotation, biological process: molybdate ion transport. Gene Ontology annotation, cellular component: membrane. The record is from RefSeq and is a predicted model, not a curated record. Gene Ontology annotation, molecular function: molybdate ion transmembrane transporter activity. The transcript has 2 exons.
AUUAGAUCCCGGAAGUCGAGGGUCUGUCUGUUUGCUGCUGACACGCCCCACUAUCACUUGGCUAGAUUAGUAUAAUGUUAUCGCUUUCCACGUCGUCGUCGUUACUGCUAUGGGCCCGCCGUCAGACGACACGGUGCUGAGAAAGGGAGAAAACAAAGCUGCAAACACCUCAAGACCUCAGGUUUAACCUCAAGUGGGUGCAGUUUAUCACACGAUGUUGGUGACAGCAUAUCUUGCCAUCAUUUUCCUGCUUGCCCUGUGUGUUGCCCUCGAGCUCACUGCACGCCGCCUCACCCCACCUCAACCUACUCCUACUGCUGUAGCCAACCCAGCCUUCCGUCGCUUCCAGAAAAUAUUCCUCCGCGCCUACCUUUUGGCUUUGUGGGCAGACUGGCUCCAGGGACCUUACCUCUACAAACUUUACCGCCACUACAGCUUCCUGGAAUCCCAAAUAGCCAUCUUAUAUGUGUGUGGCCUGGCUUCCUGUGUUCUGUUUGCUCCUGUUUCAGGCUGGCUCCCUCAAGCCUUGGGCCGCAGAAAGACAUGUCUUCUCUUCUGCCUGUCCUACUCUGCUUGUUGUCUCACCAAGUUGUCCAGAGACUACUUCAUUCUGAUUGUGGGCCGUGUCCUGGGGGGUCUGUCCACAUCCCUGCUGGCCACAACAUUCGAAGCCUGGUACGUGCACCGACAUGUAGACAUCCAUGAUUUUCCCAAGGAGUGGAUCCCCAGCACUUUCACCAAAGCGGCUACUUGGAACCAUGGACUCGCUGUUGGAGCAGGGCUGGCAGCUAACUUGCUGGCAGAGUGGCUGCACCUGGGGCCGGUGGCUCCCUUUCUUCUGGCCGUCCCCUGCCUGAUGUGUUGUGGCUGGGUGGUGCUGACAGCCUGGGGCAAGGAAGAGGCUGAAGGAGGUCAUGAGGGGGACAAACAGACACUGCUUGGCACUUCAAAUGGAGGUGUUACCCAUUUGUCUGCCAAGGCCCGGUUCUCACGCAGCUUCCACGAGGGGCUGCGCUGCCUGCUUUCAGACAGGAGAGUCAUGCUCUUGGGUGGAGUGCAGGCUCUGUUUGAAAGUGUCCUCUACAUUUUUGUUUUCCUCUGGACUCCAGUGCUGGACCCUCAUGGGCCCCCUUUAGGAAUUGUGUUCUCUUGCCUGAUGGCUGCCAGCAUGGCUGGCUCCUCGCUGUACCGCCUAGCCACCUCUACUCGCUACCGUCUACAGCCCGGCCACGUGGUCUGCUUGGCUGUGCUGAUGGCUUUCUUCUCUUUCUUCAUGCUGACCUUUUCCACUGCCCCAGGCCAGCCGAGACCUAAUGAAUCCUUUCUGGCCUUCCUGCUGCUGGAGCUGGCCUCUGGCCUCUACUUCCCAGCAGUGAGUUUUCUCCAGGGCAGGGUUAUCCCAGAGGAGAAGCGGGCCGGUGUGCUGGCCUGGUUCCGGCUGCCACUGCACCUGCUGGCCUGCUUAGGACUGCUGGCCCUCCACGGGGAGGUAUCAGGAACAGGUGGAGGGGAAGGUGGCAGCGGCACCAGACACAUGUUUGGAGGCUGUGCCGUCAUGAUGCUGGCAGCUUUGAUGGCUGUCGUUAGUUUGUUCACCCUGGGCAAAAACGACACAGACCUUAGACUGGAGGGAACCAGAGGGGAGGGGGAGAUGUACUGAAAGGAUACCAUAUGUCCAUGUAUGCUUUACUGGUUACAACAGUUUUGUAUGACUGACUGUAUAAAGCUUAUUAUGAGUGUGACUCAUGAUUUCUACAUCUUGCCAAAUUUCGGGGGGGAUUAAAAUUCUAUUAAAUGUCCAUUUUUAUAUGUUUACCUUGUUACUACUUUUUGGGAGAGUCUUAUCAAUCACGUCUUUAUAGAGAUGUUUUGGGAAUAUGUCCAUAUCAACCUUUAUUUGUCAAGUAAAUUGCUGGAAACUUUACCAUAUAUGUCAAACAUCCGUCAUACCAUUAAUUGUUCCAUGUAACAUGCAUUGCCUCAAUGUGUCCAUCUAUAGGGGGAUGGGAUGAUGUGUUUGACAGGAUACAGUAUAAAUAAUUUAAAGUUAUUGGGAUCCGUAUAAUUUACACAUGAUGAAUAUCCAAAUAAAUAUGGUCAUGGCUACCAUUUAGACAAGUA